Molecule: messenger RNA, 1925 nt
Organism: Meriones unguiculatus (Mongolian gerbil)
Lineage: Eukaryota; Metazoa; Chordata; Mammalia; Rodentia; Muridae
Gene: Rab5c
Product: RAB5C, member RAS oncogene family
Exons: 6
Coding region: 242-892 (216 amino acids)
Molecular function (GO): GTP binding; GTPase activity
Source: RefSeq, a predicted model, not a curated record
CCUGGGAGUCUAGAGAGGCGGGGCAGAGCUGAAGAUCCGGAUCCGGAGCGGCUGAAAGGCGGAAGUGGAGGCCGGAGCCUGGGACACCGCCGGGGGGGAGAGGAGCCCAGUCUGUGGGAGCCCCGGCCCAAGUAACGCUGCUGCCCCGGAGCUGCGUUGGAGGCCUCCCUCCCCAUCAAGUGCCUCUUUGCAUAGCACCGCCCGGCCCCACCUCACUGGUACUACUGCAGAGCAUCGUGCCAUGGCGGGUCGGGGAGGUGCAGCACGACCCAAUGGACCAGCUGCUGGCAACAAGAUCUGUCAGUUUAAGCUGGUCCUCUUGGGGGAGUCUGCAGUGGGCAAAUCCAGCCUAGUCCUUCGCUUUGUCAAGGGACAGUUCCACGAGUACCAGGAGAGCACAAUUGGAGCGGCUUUCCUCACACAGACUGUCUGCUUAGACGAUACAACGGUCAAGUUUGAGAUCUGGGACACAGCUGGACAGGAGCGAUAUCACAGCCUGGCCCCAAUGUACUAUCGGGGUGCCCAAGCAGCCAUUGUGGUCUACGACAUCACCAACACAGAUACAUUUGCACGGGCUAAGAAUUGGGUGAAGGAGUUACAGCGGCAGGCCAGCCCCAACAUCGUGAUUGCACUCGCAGGUAACAAGGCAGACCUGGCCAGCAAGAGAGCCGUGGAGUUCCAGGAAGCACAAGCCUAUGCAGAUGACAACAGUUUGCUGUUCAUGGAGACAUCCGCGAAGACUGCAAUGAACGUGAAUGAAAUUUUCAUGGCAAUAGCCAAGAAGCUUCCCAAGAAUGAGCCCCAGAAUGCAGCUGGUGCUCCAGGGCGGAACAGAGGUGUGGACCUGCAGGAGAGCAACCCAGCCAGCCGGAGCCAGUGCUGCAGCAACUGAGCCCCCACCUGCCAGUGCCCCACUCCUCCACCAGAACGACCCGACUGGGAUCCACUCUAACCAAUCGCACUUAACGACUCGGGCCACCACUGGGGGCAGGGGAAGGGUCCAUCAUGAAUCCUCCGCAUAACUUUGAUCCUAGGCUGGAGGGAGUUAUUCCACCUGCACCUUUCUGUACAAAUACUAAUUCAAUUUUAAGUCUUAAGUCACUUUUUUAAUAUAUAUGAUCUUCUGCUCUUCCCAGUUCCCUCUCUUCUGCUCUCCCACUUGCCCUUUGCUGUUAGUAGCCGAGCUCCCGUGCCCCUCAUUUGUGGGGACAGGGGUGGAGCGGUUGCCCUGCCCUUCCUUCUUGCUGGAGAGCAGACUCGGCAAGAAUGCCCACAUCUUACCUUGCUGGGAGAGCUCUCGGCCUGGGGCAGUGAGCAGGCCCUGGGCUGGGGAAGGGACAGGCAGCUCUUCCCUCGGCUAGCUGUCAUCAGGCUGCAGCCCCCUCCCCACCUAACUCCCAGCUGGGAGAGAAACCGCAGCAUUACUGAAGCAUCAUUGUGACAGCCACACACCCUAUGGCCCAGGACCCCUCCACCCUCGGUCACCCUGACCUCUGGCUCUGAGCCCUGUUCUGACCAAAUCACGAUGAUGAGUAUUUGGGGGUGGGUGGGUAAGGGGGGAGUGGGAGGGGAUGGAACCAACUUUUUCUGUAUUUUGUAUUGUAUGUUUUCUUCAACAUGUAACCAAUCAGUAUCUUGUCAAUAUAGUCAGCCGAUCGAUCGACCUCACACUUGUCUUCCUCGUCUUUCUCCAGCGGUUUAUCAGACCAUGCAUAUCCUCUCUAUUUCUCCUGAAGUUAAUUUAAAAUGAAUCAUCCAAUCUGAUUAAAUGGCCCUGUCCCCUGUGUGUGAGAGGAUGCUGGUGGUCAUGGUAACCAAAAGAAAGAGGCCCUGCUGUUGGCUGCUCUGGUGUAGGAGGACAGUACUCAAACCUGGAGCUGACAGCUGGCUCCCCUCGGCUUGCAUUAAAGGCUGUGCACCCUGUA